GAUCGAUCCAGCCGGCCGCGCGUCUGCCGUCGAGCUCACAGCAGCGCAGCCCCGCGUCCAAACGGGGCUCGGUCCUCUCUUUGCGGCGAACAAGAGGCCAUCUUUCUCGCCCCGGAGACACGCACCACACGAGAGACGCCAUGCCGAGCUCCCGCAGGCUGAUCCUGGGCCACGUGGUGACCGACCUCGGCUCCAAGAUGAACCGCACCAAGAAGCUGGGUCCGGACGUGCUGCAGACGCCGCUCAACCGCUGCCUCAGCACCUUCGACAUCACCUUGCUCGGAGUGGGGCACAUGAUCGGCGCCGGCAUCUACGUGCUGACGGGCACCGUGGCCAAGGACCUGGCGGGCCCGGGCAUCGUGCUCAGCUUCCUGCUGGCCGGCUUCACGUCGCUGCUGGCGGCGCUGUGCUACGCCGAGUUCGGCACGCGCAUCCCCAAGGCGGGCUCGGCCUACGUCUACACCUACAUCAGCAUCGGCGAGUUCUGGGCCUUCAUCAUCGGCUGGAACAUCAUCCUCGAGCACAUGAUCGGCGCGGCGUCGGUGGCGCGCGCCUGGAGCGGCUACAUCGACUCGCUGGUGGGCGGCGCCAUCAGCAACGCGACGGUGCGCGCCGUGGGCGAGAUGCACGAGCAGCUGCUGGCCAGGCACCCGGACUUCCUGGCGCUGGCCGCCUGCCUCGCCUACACGGCCAUGCUGUGCGUGGGCGUGAAGGGCUCCGCCGCGGUCAACAGCCUGUUCACGCUCGUCAACCUGGCCGUCAUGCUGCUCGUCGUCGUCGUGGGCUUCUCCAACGCCUACCCGGGCAACUGGACCCUGUUCGGCGGCUUCCUGCCCUUCGGGGUGUCGGGCGUGGUGGAGGGCGCCGCCACCUGCUUCUACGCCUUCGUCGGCUUCGACAGCAUCGCGACGUCGGGCGAGGAGGCGGUGAGCCCGGGCAAGUCCAUCCCGCUGGCCACCAUCUCGUCCAUGCUGAUCGUGACGCUGGGCUACGUGCUGGUGAGCGCCGCGCUCACGCUCAUGGUGCCCUACUGGAGCCUGAGCGCCUCGGCCGCCCUGCCGCAGGCCUUCGCCGACCUGGGCAUCCCCUGGGCGCAGUGGGCCGUGUCCGUGGGCGCGCUCUGCGGCAUGACCACCACCUUGUUCGGCUCGCUCUUCUCGCUGCCGCGCUGCAUGUACGCCAUGGCGUCCGACGGCCUGCUCUUCAAGUUCCUCGGCAACGUCAACGAGAAGACGCAGGUGCCGCUAGUCAACCUGGCGCUGUCGGGGCUGUCGAGCGGCUUCCUGGCGCUGGUGUUCGACCUGGAGAAGCUGGUGGAGUUCAUGUCCAUCGGCACGCUCCUGGCCUACACCAUCGUCAGCGCCUCGGUGGUCAUCCUGCGCUACCGGCCGGAGCUGGUGGUGCUGGAGCCGCUCGGCGAGGACGUUUCCCCGUCCGGGCUGUCCGUGGAGUCGGACAUAGUGGAGAUGCUGUCGGCGGGGCGGCUGAAGCCCAAGUUCCGGUGGCUGGACGGCGCGCUGGGCCACUGCAGCCCCGGGGGGGCCGUGUCGGGGGCCGUGUUCGUCUUCACCUGCCUGAGCGGCGUCCUGGCGGUGCACCUGCACUUCUCGUGGCACGAGCUGCGCGAGGCGGACUGGUGGGCCGUGCUGCUGACCGGCUUCUUCGUCCUGGCGCUCGUGGGCUGUCUGCUGCUGAUAGGCGCUCACGAGCAGAACACCACGGGCGUGCCGUUCAAAGUGCCGUGCGUUCCCGUUGUGCCGGCGCUCAGCAUAUUCUUCAACGUGGCGCUGAUGGUCAACCUGAACGCCCUCACCUGGGUUCGCUUCAUCGUCUGGAUGGCUGUAGGCCUGCUGGUGUACUUCCUGUACGGCAUCCACCACAGCAAGGAGUCGGAGCAGGUGAGCACGUACUCCGUGCUGAUGACAUCGACGGAGGCGGGCAAGGAGAAGUGGGGGGCCACGCACAGCACCAGCCUGCCCAACCUGGAGGUCGCGCCGCUUCCCAGUCCCCCCACGGAGGAGCCCCCCGCCGCCCCGGAGAAGUGAGCCCUCGCCCCGUUGUCCGGCGCGGGUGGCUGAGGGCCGCGGCCACACGCGACAUGUCCCCCGACCUCUGCUCUCUGCGAUGUGUCCCGAGCUGUUCCAGUGGGCCAGAGGCUGAUCAAGAAAGGGUAAAAGAAACAACGGAUAAAAAGACUUAAAGUAAAUUUUGGGAUGUUUAUAUUAAAUACCUAUCAAAGAAGGAUGUAUCCAAGGGCGUCGCCAGGGGGGAGGGUAGGGUGGGCAAUUUCCCCCCCCCUAGAGCCUUAGAGAUAUAAAAUGAUGUAGCCAAAUGCAAAAAAAUACAUACUUUUACCACAACUUGCCCCCCCCCCCCCCCCUCUCUAAGCCAUCGGCUGGCGACGCCCUUGUGUAUAACUGCAAAAAAAAAUCUUUGUCUGGAUCUAAUAUAUAGACACAGUUAUUGGUAUCUAGAUAUUAAGUCUCGUCCCCCCCCCCCCCGCCAUUUUGUUGGGGAGGGGGUAUUCAGACUACCGUGCCCUUCCCAAAAAUCAAUCCUGUAUCUGCCCCUGAGUGUCCCAUAUCCCAUGAAUGUAACCAACUUUAAUUAAUGGUGUACCGACAGCAACAAAACCUAUUGCGGAAUUUGGUCACAAUGGUCUAAAAUAAUUGAAUGAAACAGGAUAUAAAAUAUGCAAAACAACCAGGGGUGUGCGAAACAUUUUUUUUUAAUUCGAAUCCAAGACGAAAAUUUAGUGCAAUAAAAUUGUUAAGUGACUAAGGUGAAUUAUUCAUGCAUCACGUGUCUAUUGCACGCUUCCCUACAUUUUUAGUUUUAAAUCUCACAAGUUUUUGACAUGA
Molecule: messenger RNA, 2861 nt
Organism: Bacillus rossius redtenbacheri
Lineage: Eukaryota; Metazoa; Arthropoda; Insecta; Phasmatodea; Bacillidae
Product: cationic amino acid transporter 4
Exons: 9
Coding region: 141-2045 (634 amino acids)
Biological process (GO): transmembrane transport; amino acid transport
Cellular component (GO): plasma membrane
Molecular function (GO): amino acid transmembrane transporter activity
Source: RefSeq, a predicted model, not a curated record